CCGGAGGGGCCAAAGGAGGACCCCCCUGUGGCCUUCUGCCCGCCUUCGGAGGAAGACCCCUCGGUGCCCCUGAAUGUGGGGGGCUGGUGCUUCUCCCUCCCCAGGAGCAAAAUCGCCCAGUUCCCGGACUCCUUGCUCUGGAAGGAGGUCUCAGCCCUGGCCCCAAAGGCGGAGGACCAGGAGGACCAGGAGGGUGACCAGAAAGCCAGCGAUGCCACAGCUGUGGGGCGGCUCUUCAUUGACCGGGACGGCUACACCUUCCGCCACGUCCAUUACUUCCUCCACUCCACCAGGCUCUCUUUGUCCAGCUGCGCCGAGCUCAGCCUCCUCUAUGAACAGGCCAUGCACCUGGGCCUCCCCACUCUCCUGCAGACUUUGGACAAUUUAAAGGAGGGGAAGCAUAACCUGCGCAUCCGACCGGCCGACAUACCAAUCGCCGAAAGAGCAUCCAUGAAUUACUGGAGAACCAGAAAGUGCAUCAGCAAGCCCUCUGAGUUUCCUCUGAAAAGCCCCGCAUUUACUGGGCUCCAUGAGAAAGCCCCCCUGGGGCUGAUGGACACGCCGCUCCUGGACACAGAGGAGGAGGUGCAUUACUGCUUCCUGCCGCUGGACAUGGCGGAGAAGCACCCCUCUUUGGUCAGUGAUGACAAUCUGCUCUGGCUCUCUGACAACGCUGUGCUGAUCGAAUGUGAAAGCAGCACAUUCCGCUUCAUAGCUAACUACCUUCGCUCUGAGAAGAUGCUUUUGCCUGACGAUUUCUCCCGCAUGGAGGCCCUGGAAACGGAGGCCGAGGCGCUGGGGAUCCCUGAGGUCAUGGAGGCAGUCAGGAUCUGCAAGGCUCACCUUGGAGUCUGCUCAGAGGAGACGCUUGACCUUCAAGGCUGUGCCAAAAGCCCAGCGGAAAAGCCACCGGAAGCCAUGAAGAAGGGCCUGCCUCUCCCUUUGUACCCAAUGGUUCUUGGCCUCUUGGUCAAGUACCCGGACUCGGCCCUAGGGCAGCUCCACAUGGAGGGCACUCUGGACGGGGACAAGCUCUACAUCUCCGGGAACGGAGUCCUCUUUCAGCAUGUCAUGAAUUGGUUAGGAACCUGCAGGCUUCCACUGAUACGAUCGAUAUCUGAGCUUCCAGAACUCUGUGCCUAUUUGGAUCACAUGGAUGUCACAUACGAACCAAUGAAGGAGGCUUUGAAAAUAUAUUUAAAACAACAGACAUCCACAGACACCGUAGGAAAAGGUGCAAACUGGGUAGCAGACGUAGCUGUCUUUUCACCCCUCCAUAUUGUCAAGGUGUAUGCGGGAAGUCAUUGGUACGCAACUUACUUACAGACAUUAUUAAAGUGUCCGGAGCUGCUGUCCAACAGGAGGAAGGCCAUUUGGAUGGCUUGUGGCCAGAGCCUCCUGAUUCACGGAGACGGAGAGAUGUUCCGCCACAUCCUCAACUUCCUCCGCUUGGGAAGGCUGCUCUUGCCCUCAGACUUCAAGGAGUGGGCCCUUCUGUGCCAAGAAGUGGCAGAGUACCAGAUCCCUUCGCUCCUGGAAGCCCUCCAUCAGUUGGACUCCUGCAGGUUGUCGGUGCAACAGCAGGAAGCGCCAAGGGAAGCCUUUCCUGUCCAGAGUCUUGAGAUCUCAGAGAAGGAACAGGAGUCUGGAGAAGACCCUCAAAAGCUCUUGCAUAUUGCUGUGGCCAGUAACUGGAGUGUAAGGAGAGAGGCACCAGACCCAAACGCAAAUGCCAAAGAGAGUGGAAGGGGAAUGCGUAUUGCCCCAGCCAAAGGAGUGAAGCGACGGAGUCCUUUCUCCGAGGGGUUGGCCAAUCCCUUCAGCCCCAGGCGGCCUGAAAGCCCCCCCAGGAAGAGGGGAGCAAGGGGCAGUGGGGCCAGGAGGUCAGAGAACAAGGACACCCCCAUCCAGAAGCUCAUUUCCCUGGUCCAAGGUUGGGAUAUGGUGAGCUGCAGGCGCUGCCAACCCCAGCUGCCAACCCCUGGACCACCACCACCACCAUCAUUGCCACUGGUGUCCGGCGGCCUCAGGGCAGAAAAAGAGGCUGAAAAGAGAGCCUCUUGCAACCAGCCACUGGCCAGCAGCUUUGAGGUCUCCAGUCCUGGGCCCUCUCAAAACGGCUUCCUCAUCCAACCUGUGCCACCGAAGGCUGGGCAGCCCACGCUAGGCACACUCCCUCCUGAGCGUUGGCUUGGCAAGACAGGAGGAGAUGGCACUCCUGAGGAGGUCCGUCACACCGGAGGAAAGGUUGCCAGCAAAGAGAGAGAGACAGGGCCGUUCCCAGAGCUGACUAGCCACCCGAUCUCCCACAAGCCACAGGGCCACACUGGCUUCAUCCUGAAAGUGGACCAUCCUCCUGUAGUGGCUUGUGAUGGCUCUUGCACAUCUCAUGAAGGGAGCAUUCUCUAUAGCACAUCCCUGGGAGGCCUUAAUCUGGCCGGUGCUCUGGCCGACCCAGCAUCCUCAGAGAUUGUCUUCCUGAGCUUUCCGCUGUCCCAAGAGGAGAUCUUCUAUGCCCGCAAGUGCCACCGUUUCCUCACAGACAUAAUCUUAGAGUCCAUAAGGCAGAAGGACCCCAAAGGGACCACAGCCAGGAUAGAGCUGCUUGUGCAAAGGCUCUGGAGCCUGCAGAUCACGGCCCAGCAGUUUGUGGCUGACUUGCUGAACAUGGCCCCCUUUAAAGCCAGUAGCUCUGCAUGUGAGAAAUUGCUAAAGUGGGUCGAAUUUUCUCUGCCAUUUGCAUGGAAGUACAGCUCCUGCAUUGACCUCCUGGUUAAACGGGGAUAUUUUAAAUCACUCUCUCAUUUUGUCAUAGAGAAGUAUUUACAGAAUUCUGAAUAAAACUCAACUCUGG
Molecule: messenger RNA, 2854 nt
Organism: Sceloporus undulatus (fence lizard)
Lineage: Eukaryota; Metazoa; Chordata; Lepidosauria; Squamata; Phrynosomatidae
Gene: KCTD19
Product: potassium channel tetramerization domain containing 19
Exons: 15
Coding region: 343-2841 (832 amino acids)
Biological process (GO): DNA-templated transcription
Source: RefSeq, a predicted model, not a curated record